UUAUUAUUUAGUCCAUAUUCGGGGCGGGAAACAUCGAUGAUCUCAUCUGUCCGUUCCUGGCUGCGAAAUUAGCUGUAGCCACGUUUUAGUUACUUUACUUUAACUGAUCCGGAUCUAAACAGGCUUCGUUUAAGGCUUCUCGAGAAGGAUCAUAACACUAACACUCACGAGAGAGUGAAAUUAAUAUUAUUUUCGGUUUUCUGGAAUCAGCGGAGGUUAAAUACUAAAUAUUAGCUAGCUCGUUAAUUAGCAUUAGCGGCACCUAGCUAGCUAGCUAACACUCGGGGAAUACAGGAGAGAGGAAGAUGGCAGCAGGGAAGAUGUGCGCCAGGAAGAACAAGGAGGAAACUGCAGAGUGGACAGGGUUGUUCCUGAACGACCUGAAAACCCGGCAGGAGUCCCUGGUGUUUGUCAAGAGGAUGAUGGCUGUGGCCGUCUCCUCCAUCACUUACCUCAGAGGGAUCUUCCCCGAGGACGCCUACAGGUCCAGAUAUCUGGAAGAUCUGUGUGUCAAGGUUCUACGUGAAGACUGCAGCAGGCCUGGUGCCAGCAAAGUUGUGAAAUGGAUGAUGGGCUGCUUUGAUGCCAUAGAGAAGCAGUAUCUCCAGAUUGUGUUCAUUGGGGUGUACACCAAUCCAGAUGACCCCAAUUGCAUUAUUGAGUCUUACCAGUUCAAAUUCAAAUACACUGAGAAGGGACCAGAGAUGGACAUACUCAGGAACAAUGACGUGAAGAUGCAGGUGACGUUGGAGGACACCAAGAGAGCAUCAGUUCUGCUCAUCAGGAAGCUCUUCCUGCUCAUGCAGAACCUCAAGGCCCUUCCCAGUAACGUCUACCUCACCAUGAAGCUCUACUACUAUGACGACAUCACCCCUGCUGAAUACCAGCCACCGGGCUUCAAGGAGGGUGAAUGUGACAGUCUGUGGUUUGAGGGCAUGGCUGUGCACUUCAAGGUGGGUGAGGUGCAGACGGCCUUCCACAGCUUGAGAGUCCGCGUGUCGGCCGAACAAGGCCGCAUGGAGAUACUUCAGGAAGGGAAUCAGCUGAGGGAGACCAAGAAGGUUCCUCAGAAAAAUCCCUCAGAGAGGGGAAUGAUCAAGGCUCCUCCAACGAAAAUAUACAAUGAAGACGAUCUACCCUCUGAAGACGAGUCUGCACAGUUCAAGAAACCCACCAGACCUGUGGCAAAGAAACAAGCAGCUGCCAAAAAUCCGGCGAGGAAGAAAAGAAGAACUUAGUCAAGGAGACAAGAGCGAAAGUCCAACACAUGUUUGAACUAUUAUAUUUUAUUGUUAUUUACAGACGGUGUUCACGUCACAAUUUAUAUGAUUUGAUAUGAGUUAAACAGGUCCUUUCUGUCAUUUGUCCUCAAAAGCAAAAUGUUCCUUUCACAGUUCUGAUCCAAACGACACUGUAGCGUAACAGUUCUACAAGAAAAAUACAUCUCUAUGAUUUAAAUCAACACAAUGUUCAAAAGUGCUUUUCAUUAUUUUAGUACUGUGUGUAUAAAGAUAUAUUGAUGUAGUUCAAGAAAUAAAACUUGGUUGUAAACUUC
This is a messenger RNA of Hippoglossus stenolepis (Pacific halibut), 1555 nucleotides long. RefSeq names its product zebrafish testis-expressed 38 (gene zte38). The record is from RefSeq and is a predicted model, not a curated record. NCBI's taxonomy places the organism in Eukaryota, Metazoa, Chordata, Actinopteri, Pleuronectiformes, Pleuronectidae. The coding region runs from base 306 to 1238 and encodes 310 amino acids. The transcript is spliced from 12 exons.